Messenger RNA from Mesocricetus auratus (golden hamster), 12549 nucleotides. It is a transcript of the gene Tnr, whose product is annotated as tenascin R. Gene Ontology annotation, molecular function: protein binding. The record is from RefSeq and is a predicted model, not a curated record. Lineage: Eukaryota; Metazoa; Chordata; Mammalia; Rodentia; Cricetidae. The transcript has 26 exons. The coding region runs from base 1247 to 5323 and encodes 1358 amino acids.
CAGGUUGAGCAAGUCAGGGGAAGUAAGCCAUGGUCUUCAUGGUCUCUGUGUCAGCUCCUGCCUCCAGGUUCCAGCCCUGCUUGAGCUCCUGUUCUGACUUCCUCCAAUGAUGGACUAUGAUCUGGAAUAGGUGUUUUUGGCAGAAUCUGACAAGGUGUCUCAAAGCCAAAGUCAUAGCCAAGCAAGAGGGAAGCAGCUAAGUUGACAAAAGAUGCUUAUUUAACAAGUCAAGACCAACCUAAGGUACCCUCCAUCCCAUGCUGUGUUUUACGACUGUAACCACAGGCAAAGGAUCUGCAAAAGGUCUUCACUCCCAUCUGUCUUCCUGUCUGGACUCACCAGAGGGAAGUCUCUGUCUUCAUUGGGACCCUGGCUGGUUGUGUAGAAAGGAAGCCUCCGAGAGUUUGUGGGUGCCAGAUUGAUCAAGACGACCAAAGACGAGUUGCUUUUCUGUCCACUAGGGGGCUACUUGUAGAAGGCUGGAAAAAACAGCUUAAAAAUAUGCUGUAGAAAUUUCAGUAAGAGGGGAAAAGAGAGAGCUUGCGAAAGACAGCAGAACGGUCCCAGGCUUCCUCAUCUCGUUCGCGUCAGAGGCAGGAACCAACCGACUGUGCUAAGGCUGUUGGCUCAACACGCAGAGACAGAGACAGAGCAGCCUCAGACUGAGAAAGAAGAGGGGGUCCUCCCUGACCCAAGGAAUUACCACUAGUGGAGUAAAGCCAUCUGACUUUUUGAUCUUAUUUGGUUGCCUCUUCUCUCCUUCCACUGGUAUACCUACCCAUCUGGGUUGCAUUUCUUUCGUGAAGCCUUCUCUCUCCCUCUCAGAAAAAGAGGAAGGAAAGAGAGGGAAGAGGUGGGCGCUCUAGGUGAGCGCAUCAGCUGGCCCCAGCCCGAACAGGCAAGAAUUCUCUGCUCAGGAAGCUCCUCUAGCUCCCCGACAGCCCCCCCAAUCUGGAUACCAUCAUAGACUACUGCAAAACAGUGUGCUUUGUAAAAAGGAGUCAUCCAUCAGAUGAGUGGCAUCUCCUUACGGAUCAUAUAAUGCUGCACAGAGGACAACAGAUGAUCAGAGUCAGGGGUAGGCAAGGCAUCUGUAUCAACUCCCUGCUCACAGGACCAAUACCUUCAGGAGUUAGAAUCAAAGAGUACACGGUCAAGAGAAAACAUCAGAGAGGGCGACAUCACGAAGAUUUCCAUAACUCCAUGCUGGCUACUACAGGGAGCUCUUGAACCUCUGACUGAGAGGAUGGGGCUCGAUGGGGAAACAGUGGUUUUGAAGAACAUGCUCAUUGGCGUAAACCUGAUCCUGCUGGGAUCCAUGCUCAAGACAUCUGAGUGUCAGCUGGAGGUGACCACAGAACGGGUCCAGAGACAAACUGUGGAGGAGGAAGGAGGGACUUCCAGCUACAACACAUCCAGCAAGGAACAGCCUAUGGUCUUCAACCACGUGUAUAACAUCAACGUCCCGCUAGAGAGCCUCUGCUCCUCAGGGCUGGAGACUUCAGCAGAACAUGAAGUGAGCACUGAAGAUGAUACUCUGGCAGAAUACAUAGGCCAAACCUCAGAUCAUGAAAGCCAGGUCACCUUCACUCACAGGAUCAACCUCCCCAAAAAAGCCUGCCCGUGUGCCAGCUCUGCCCAGGUGCUGCAGGAGCUGCUGAGUCGGAUCGAGAUGCUGGAGAGGGAGGUGUCCUUACUGCGAGACCAGUGCAACACAAACUGCUGUCAGGAAAGUGCAGCCACAGGACAACUGGACUAUGUUCCUCACUGCAGUGGCCAUGGCAACUUUAGCUUUGAGUCCUGUGGCUGCAUCUGCAAUGAAGGCUGGUAUGGCAAGAACUGCUCAGAGCCCUACUGCCCACUGGGCUGCUCCAGCCGGGGUGUGUGUGUUGAUGGCCAGUGCAUUUGUGACAGUGAAUACAGCGGCGAUGACUGCUCUGAGCUUCGGUGCCCAACAGACUGCAGUUCCCGGGGCCUCUGUGUGGAUGGGGAAUGUGUCUGUGAAGAGCCCUACACAGGCGAGGACUGCAGGGAGCUCCGGUGCCCCGAAGACUGUUCAGGGAAGGGGCAAUGUGCCAAUGGCACCUGCCUGUGCCAGGAAGGCUAUGCUGGUGAGGACUGCAGCCAGCGACGGUGUCUGAAUGCCUGCAGUGGGCGAGGACACUGCCAGGAGGGCCUCUGCAUCUGUGAGGAGGGCUACGAGGGCCUGGAUUGCUCAGCAGUUGCCCCUCCAGAGGACUUGCGAGUGGCUGGUAUCAGCGACAGGUCCAUUGAGCUGGAAUGGGACGGGCCGAUGGCAGUGACGGAAUAUGUGAUCUCUUACCAGCCGAUGGCCCUGGGGGGCCUCCAGCUCCAGCAGCGGGUGCCUGGAGAUUGGAGUGGUGUCACCAUCACGGAGCUGGAGCCAGGUCUCACCUACAACAUCAGCGUCUACGCUGUCAUUAGCAACAUCCUCAGCCUUCCCAUCACUGCCAAGGUGGCCACUCAUGUCUCCACUCCUCAAGGGCUACAGUUCAAGACGAUCACAGAGACCACCGUGGAGGUGCAGUGGGAGCCCUUCUCAUUCCCCUUCGAUGGGUGGGAGAUCAGCUUCAUUCCAAAGAACAACGAAGGAGGGGUGAUUGCUCAGCUCCCCAGCGACGUUACCUCCUUUAACCAGACAGGACUGAAACCUGGAGAGGAGUACAUUGUGAAUGUUGUGGCUCUUAAGGAACAAGCCCGCAGCCCUCCUACUUCUGCCAGCGUCUCCACUGUCAUUGAUGGGCCCACGCAGAUCCUGGUUCGAGAUGUCUCUGACACUGUGGCCUUUGUGGAGUGGACUCCACCUCGAGCCAAAGUCGACUUCAUUCUUUUGAAAUACGGCUUACUGGGUGGAGAAGGCGGGAAGACUACCUUCCGGCUGCAGCCUCCCCUAAGCCAGUACUCAGUACAAGCCCUUAGACCUGGCUCCCGCUAUGAGGUCUCUGUCAGCGCAGUCCGGGGAACCAAUGAAAGUGAUGCCACAAGCACCCAAUUUACAACAGAAAUUGAUGCUCCCAAGAAUUUGCGAGUGGGUUCCCGCACAGCAACUAGCCUUGACCUUGAGUGGGAUAACAGCGAGGCAGAGGCUCAGGAGUACAAAGUUGUGUACAGCACCCUAGCGGGUGAGCAGUACCAUGAAGUACUGGUCCCCAAGGGCAUUGGUCCAACUACCAGGACUACCCUCACAGAUCUGGUACCAGGCACAGAAUAUGGAGUUGGAAUAUCUGCGGUCAUGAACUCAAAACAAAGCAUUCCUGCUACCAUGAAUGCUAGGACUGAACUUGACAGUCCCCGAGACCUUAUGGUAACAGCCUCCUCAGAGACCUCUAUCUCUCUCAUCUGGACCAAGGCUAGUGGUCCCAUUGACCACUACCGAAUUACUUUUACCCCAUCUUCUGGGAUCUCCUCAGAAGUCACUGUGCCUAGGGACAGGACUUCAUAUACACUGACAGAUCUAGAGCCUGGAGCAGAAUAUAUCAUCUCUAUCACUGCUGAGAGGGGUCGGCAGCAGAGCCUGGAGUCUACUGUGGAUGCCUUCACAGGCUUCCGCCCCAUCUCCCAUUUGCACUUUUCUCAUGUGACCUCCUCCAGUGUCAACAUCACCUGGAGUGACCCGUCUCCCCCAGCAGACAGACUCAUUCUGAACUAUAACCCCAGAGAUGACGAGGAAGAGAUGAUGGAGGUCCUCUUAGAUGCCACCAAGAGGCAUGCUGUCCUGCUGGGGCUACAGCCAGCCACUGAAUAUAUAGUGAACCUUGUAGCUGUGCAUGGGACAGUAACCUCUGAGCCCAUUGUGGGUUCCAUCACUACAGGAAUCGAUCCCCCAAAAAACAUCACAAUUAGCAAUGUGACUAAGGAUUCAGUGAUGGUUUCCUGGAGCUCUCCUAUUGCACCUUUUGAUUACUACCGAGUGUCCUACCGACCCACACAAGUGGGACGGCUGGACAGCUCUGUGGUGCCCAACACUGUGACCGAGUUUACCAUCACCAGGCUGUAUCCAGCUACCGAAUAUGAAAUAAGCCUCAACAGUGUUCGGGGCAGGGAGGAGAGUGAGCGCAUCUGCACCCUGGUACACACAGCCAUGGAUAGUCCUGUGGAUCUGAUUGCUACCAACAUCACCCCCACAGAAGCCCUGCUUCAAUGGAAAGCACCCAUGGGUGAAGUAGAGAACUAUGUCAUUGUCCUCACACACUUUGCAAUUGCGGGAGAGACCAUCCUGGUUGAUGGAGUCAGUGAAGAAUUUCAGCUUGUUGGCCUGCUUCCUAGCACCCACUAUACUGUCACCAUGUAUGCUACCAGUGGGCCGCUCAUGAGUGGCACCAUCGCCACCAACUUCUCUACCCUCCUGGAUCCUCCUGCCAACCUGACAGCCAGUGAAGUCACCAGGCAAAGUGCACUCAUCUCCUGGCAGCCACCCAGAGCAGAGAUUGAAAACUACGUCUUAACAUACAAGUCCACAGAUGGUAGCCGCAAGGAGCUGAUUGUGGAUGCUGAGGACACCUGGAUCCGACUGGAGGGCCUGUCAGAGAACACAGACUACACAGUGCUCCUGCAGGCAGCUCAGGAAGCCACACGGAGUAGCCUCACCUCUACUGCCUUCACCACAGGGGGCCGGGUGUUCUCUCAUCCUCAAGACUGUGCUCAGCAUUUGAUGAACGGAGAUACUCUGAGUGGAGUUUACACCGUCUUCCUCAAUGGCGAGCUAAGCCACAAGUUGCAAGUAUACUGUGACAUGACCACAGAUGGGGGCGGCUGGAUUGUAUUCCAGAGGCGGCAGAACGGCCAAACUGAUUUUUUCCGGAAAUGGGCUGAUUAUCGUGUUGGCUUUGGGAAUCUGGAGGAUGAGUUUUGGCUAGGGCUAGACAACAUCCACAGGAUAACAGCCCAGGGUCGCUAUGAGCUUCGUGUUGAUAUGCGGGAUGGACAGGAGACAGCCUUUGCCUACUAUGACAAGUUUGCUGUAGAGGACAGCAGAAGCUUAUACAAGCUUCGCAUAGGAAGCUACAACGGCACUGCAGGAGACUCCCUCAGCUAUCACCAGGGACGCCCUUUUUCCACAGAGGACAGAGACAAUGAUAUUGCAGUCACCAACUGUGCCAUGUCCUACAAGGGUGCUUGGUGGUAUAAGAACUGCCACCGGACCAACCUCAACGGGAAGUACGGGGAGUCCAGGCACAGUCAGGGGAUCAACUGGUACCAUUGGAAAGGCCAUGAAUUCUCCAUCCCCUUUGUAGAAAUGAAGAUGAGGCCCUACAACCACCGUCUCACAGCCGGGAGGAAACGACGAGCCUUGAAAUUCUGAGCACUGGGCAGCCAGCCACCAGCCAGACGAUCUUUUCUGUCACUUGUUUGUAUUUUAUAAUAUGAGACAAGGGGGGUGGGGCAUCAAGUAAUGUGCUUCACAACAUAUUCAGACUAUCUGAAGGAAGCAGGGAUCAGUUAGGUACCAUCUGCUCAUAGUUUCUGCUGCCUUGGAGCCUGACCCUUGGGAUACAUGCUCCCUGCUAAUCGGUCCUCCCUAAUCAUCUCCCCCCUUUCUCGGAAGAGGAAAACUGGGGGGUUUAAACUACAAUUCAAAACUAGGUCACGAAGAACAGAAUGUUACAGCAACAGGCACACACACCUACUUUUUCUACCCUCCCUUCUGAGACACUUUCCAACUUCUAAGUAAUAGUGAACUGGCCACAGCUGACCAUGGCCAGCUAGCCACACCAGCUGAGAGAAGCUUGACCAGUCUCCUUUUAAGAGGAAAGUUGCCCAGCACACCCUAAUACAACAGCCCAACCAAGUUCAUUGAAAUGGGCUAAAGAUGCCCACAUUCUGACACUUAACUCUGAGGAGGAGUUUCCUCUCUUCCAAUCCCACCCCUCCCCUAGUUCUACCCCCUAGAUUCUAUAGACCUACCAACCCAACCAUUGUUUAGAACUCCAGUUGCCAAAAACUGUCUGUCCCCAGCCCCGGGUUAUAAAAUAGCUGUGCCCCUGGGUGUCAUAAGCCACUGUCAUGGAAUAACCUUCUUAGGUGGUGAGACUGGGGAAGGGUUCUGUUUCUAGCGUGUUUGCAUCAGGCAUUGAGAAAGGAUGGGAGUAGAAACCAGGGCACCUAUCAGGGAAUCUGUAAGUACCACUGUAAGUCCCACCUUUCUUAGAGCUGCUUGUUUGCAUUUCUGAUCAGAUUUACCAUGGAUUCCUUCCCCUGGUGUCCUAGUUGGAAGUCUCUAGUUCUGUCCUCAGCCAGGCUAUAUCCUCAGUGCAAGUGACUUAAUAAGAAUCAAGGCAAAAAUCUGUGUGACCAUCAGCCAUUCUCCUGACUGAAAGCCCUGGGAGGGGAUGCUGGCUCUGGUCUUUUGUUUGUUUUGAUCCUGUGGUAGGAAGAAGCCACCGCUCAGUGAGGUAAGAUCACGGUAGACAUUUUCCAUCCCCUUUUAUUAUUCUGCUUUGAGAAGAAAGAUGAAAAGUGCCAGAGGAAAUUGCAUUUAGAACUCCAAAGGUGAGAGGCGUGAACUCUCCACUCCCACAUGAUUUGAUUUUUAAGCCCCGGGGAACUGGAGGCUAUAGAAGCCAUGACCUUUCAGCUUCUCCUUGAAUAAAAACCAGCUGGUCUUCCCUGCAGCAUCUGGCCAAACUGUGCCAAGUGUCUCAGCUGAUUUCUCCCUCUCCUACCUGAGGCCCCAGAGUGUCCACUAUAGGGCCCAUGGUUGCCACCUGAGGCAUCUUGUACCUUUGCCAGCUAGUUACAGGAUUAGCGGACAUUUUGUAAUAGGAACAGCCACCAUCUAACCAAGCUCUGACCUGGAAGCAACAGUCCUCGUCAUUGCUAAUCUCAUGCCUAGCAUUGUGAAGUUGGAGUUAGCUUGCCACUUUCUGCAGCCUUCUCCAUCUUUGUGAUGGAGACUCAUGGCCACACUCAAGGUCAAACUGUACAAGUGGAAUUUUCAUUUCUUAAUCCAACGUGAACUUCAAACAGCUAAGGGAAGGAGGAAUAAAGAGGAGCCUAUAGGUUAUAUGAGAUUUAACUAGCUACAGACCAACCAUGCCGAAUCGGAGGUAAGCACAUUCAAUGAGGGACUUGGGGGUUGUGAUAUAUGGCCAUCUCUACCACCAUGCCAGCUACAAGACUUUGAUGGGUUUAUUCACAUUUCUGGGCCUCAGGUUCCUUACCCACUGAAUCAGAGCUUAGACCAAAAGAAUUUAUAACACCACUUCAGUUUUAACAGCUAAUAUGUUAAUCUGUGAUAGGAAAAGCAGGACAAAAAUUGGCCUUGGUGAACCAUCACAAUGAAGGAAAAGUCAGAAUUCCAGAGGAGAUGGAGGCAGGGAAGGAACGAGUAGGAAGGAGACAGAUUCAGAACUAACUACUCUCUCUCUCUCUCUCACACACACACACACACACACACACACACAGAGAGAGAGAGAGAGAGAGAGAGAGAGAGAGAGAGAGAACAAAAAAGAAGAUGAAGUCAUUAUGCCUGUGCAAGAGCCAAGGGCCUGGGUGUGCCCGUACAGCCCAUCUCAUCAAGGGAGCUGAAAUGGAACAAGAUUGCGUGUCAUCAGUUCCAGGGAAAAUCAAGAAACAUCAAUGGAAAUCCAAAACUGCCUUUCAUUGGAACUAUUUUAUCCCGUGGAACAUUUUUAUAAAUAGCAUCGGCAGCAUCACCUAGAAUCAUUUAAAGGAAUUUUAAAGUAAGGAAGGAACUUCAAAGAUCAUCUCAGCCAACCUUCUGAAAAAGGACCUAUAGAUCCCUUUUUGUUAAGUAGCGAGCCCCACCCCAAACGCUGUUUUGAAGAGACUGUGCAUCCCAUUGUCUUCUCAAGACUGACAGCAAGCUUGACUCAUAGCUUCUGAACUUGACUGACUUAACCUCUGCACUGGGCUUCGUAACAGAUCGCUUUACUGUCCGUUCCUUCCCGCACCUGGUUCUGUCCCUGAGGAGGCAGGCAGCAACACUCAGCACCCAUCCAAGCACCCAACUUUUGCAUAAGGGACUCAGACUCAGAAUGACUUGAAGUGGGCAGACACUUUAGAAAACACACUUAGAAGAAAACCCAAGCAACAACAAAAACAACUAGUCACUAGUGACUGCCAUUUACUCCCCAGAGUCGAGAACCAGGCCACUCUGCUCUUCCUCUGUGUGUGCCCUGCUGUCAAUUGUUCCUGCAUAUUGAAUUCACAUUUUCCCAGGGCUGCUUCUGGAAGGUAAUUGGCUGUCCAGACUCUUCAUCAGGGAUGAUACACCUGUAGAAAGUACUGGCCUUCAGACCAGACUUAAUGGGUAAAGGGGCCUUGGUAAAGGUGACAAGAUGGUGUUCACAGCACCCGGAUGCCCACUUAACUGUUCAUGAAAAAUGGGGAAUGAUGCAGCAUGGUUCUUCGGGUUCCUGGUGACCCCACACCAAGCCAGAACUCAUUUAUACAGGACAUCGAUUUGUAAAGGAACAGCAACAUGACAGCAGAAAAAUAUGAAACAAACUUCUGUGGAUAUUUACAUUUCCUCUUCUCCCAGCUAGCAAUACCCUAUCUCUAACAAGGUGAGAUUCACCCCGAAUAUCCCAUUGCCUUCCACUGGGGAGCCAAUCAGCUCCUCCUUUAUAGAAAACUCUCAUUUCAAAGGCAAACUUAAAGUACCAAGGCCAUCUUGCCAGUGAGCUGGAGGCCUAAACAAACUACCCUAAAUACAUUUUUACCUUUAAAAUCUAGUGUCAGAGCAGAGCUAUAGAUUAUGGGACAAGAGAAUCUUUUCAAAGAGCCUCUUCAAAGCAUCGGUUGAGAAAGGUUUGAUGAGUUCCCCCUUGUCCUUUUCUCUGGAGAAAGAAAAAUGGGAGCCAUGAGAACAGUGGAUGCACCAAGCUGGGGGAUUUUAAAAAGAGCAGUCAAUGAUCACAUUGGAAAAUGCGCCUGCACCAUAGACUUUUCUUUUUCCUUCACCCAGGGUUUCCAGAAGGGUGGGGGCACUUCCCCAGGGUAAGUGCUUCUCUAGCCCUUGAUCACUUAUCACAAAAUUCCUAGUCAAGCCAGUUCCCUGGUUGUGUUUCUUCUCCUCCAGAGAGGGAGAGUGGAGAUCACUUUCCACCUCUAUUUACAUCCAAGUGUCCACUCUGAAACAUCCAUAACAAGACUCUGAAAGACUCAAAUAAUCCAAUUCAGUUCUGGAGAUGGGAUUGUGCUAGCUUACUUCAAACUUGCCCAAACUACAAGAAGGGACUUGGGAGCCCCAGAGACUGGGGUGGAUCUUUAAGGUCUAGGGUUCAGCUUCUCAUCCAUCCUCCCUGGGUGGCCCACUUUCAUUCAGAUAGCAAAGCAAUCAAGGUUCCCUCUUCUGGAGAAAAGGGGACAGAGCUAGCUUCUGGCCCAUGACUUGUGACUUCUCUUUAUUGUACCACUGGGUCCCCAGAACUAACUUCUGAAGUUCUUUGACUGUUUUCCUAAGCCAUUGUUUCUUUCAUAGCCCAACUCUCCCAUAGGUGAUAGUAUCUCUCCUGAUAGUAGUGUAGUAUUUUGGCACUGCCAGGCAAAAUGGGGACUCACAGAACAAAUGAAAAUGACUCCAAUUAAGUAGGGAAAGAGUCCAGUAGGAAGAGAUGUCAACAGAAUGAGGAACACUCCUGUUUUUCAGAGGUUGUGCUGAUGCAGACUCAGUCCCUUUGGAAAGAGUGGCUUUGGUUCAUCCUAACUAAAUCCAUGCUGGAUUUAGAUAAAGCCAGUUUUGUCUUCUUCAAGCUUUGAGAAAAUAGUUAGGAAGAAGAAAAUAAAAAUGUAAGUUAAAUAAAAGAAGCCGAUAGAGUCUUAUAAAAUAAAAACAAAUCUUAGAGAUGGCCCCACAGGGGAAACAAACCAGGUGAGUAGCCACAGUAAAGACAAUGGCACUGGCUUCUGAGUUCAUGCCUCCAGACAAAGUUCUCUCAGAUUCCACCCUUUGCCUGGACCAGAAGCCUUACUCUGCAGAAGCAAGAAGCAGUAGAUCCUUCUAUGCUGCUCAUCCACUCUUGCCUCAACCUCAGUUUUCCUUUCCCAGCCAGCACAGCCUGGUUUGUCAUCUCAACCAUUUCUGAUUUACUUUUCAAGGUCACUCUGUGCCUGAAACAUGACUUCAUUGCACCUGCAGCACCUCAUUGUCCAAAUGUCCUUGGCAAACUUCAGUCUUUGGACAGUGUUUUUUCCAAACAGAAAAUCCUCCCUCUUUCCAAACUUAAAAAGGCUAUUGCAGAGUAUCCAUUUUAACACAGCCCUUGUUCCUAAGACCCCUCUAUUAACUUACUAGAACAGCACCCUAUUAUCUGAGCUGUGAGGCUGGGCUAACAUUCAAUUCCUAAUUUAGAAAUAUUUAUCCCUUUCAAAUCCCUCUAAUGAGUACUUUCCUGAGUACAGUCACUGGGUACUUGCUCUGAAGAGAAAGUAUGAGAGUCUUUGAGAUGUAGACAUGCCAUACUAAGGAAGCCUGAGAGGAUGUUAGUGAGAACUCUUUUCUUCUUGUCAGUGGUGUCACAGCCCCCAGAGAAACAUAUUGCCUUUAAACAAUUCGUCAUUGAACCUGACAUACUUAACCCUGUCUCCUCCAUAAAUAUUUAAAAACACUCCUUCAGAGUCAAAGGAAAUACUUGAAGUCACCUAACAUGACCCUCUUCAUACCCAAGUAAAGCAAGGCCAAAAUUGACAAGCAGCUUGCCCUAGUUCCCACAGUCAAUGAGGCAUAGAACUAGAGGCAGACCUGGUACAAUAUUUUUUGUUUGUUUUGUCUCUCCUUUAACAGAGACUGAGGAAAAUAUACUUAUUGUACAUCUGUUGAUCAGAUUCUAUGCAAAGGUCUUCACAUCAAUGACUUUACUAAAUCCUCACCACAGUCCAGAGUUUACGAAUGAGGGAAAUGGAAGCACAGGAUUCUUAAGUAACAUGUCUGACAUCACACAGUUUCUGGGGAGAGCCUUCAUCACUAACACAAAUGUCGUUGAGUUUUCCUCUUUGUAAAACUGCAGACACAGUUAACCAUGCAGCCGCCAUCUUGGAUCUCAGUAACAUUCUCAUUGAGGUAUUUCUAACUCCAUCCUUCUCUCCUUCUCCUUUUCCUUUUAAUAGAUGGGAAUUCUUGCUUUAUUCCCCCCAUGCAUACUCCAGAGGAGCCUCAUCCCCAACUGUCAGAAGUAGUAAGAAAUAGCCUGGCAGCAAUUCUCUUUAAAUUUUUGGAGAUGGGGCCAGGAUACAAAUAUGGUUUCCAACCCAGUCUUGAGACAGCACAGAAGCCUCUCUCCUUUCUAACAUAGACCUUUUUCUCAGCCUAAAGCAAGAGACAGAACCAGGGUUAAGGAAAGAGUGAACACAGAAUUAACACAGUAUAAGUUCUGAGAGUGUCAGUUUGACCCUAGAAUUUGCAAAGAGUUAUGAGUGUUCAAACAAACUACAAGUAGCAGCAAAUGCAAACAUCCUAUAAAUUUCUAGGCUAAGAUCAGCAGGGUACAGACAAAAUUUACACACACACACUCCCAGACUACCAGGGCUCCAUGAAGAACACAUUAGAGGACAUUUGCAAAGCCUGGAGAUACAAGAAGGCAGUAGAGAAGUUUUAUGUAUUUAUUCCCUCACUUUUUUCUCCUACUCCAUAUCCCAGUGAAUGAGAAGUUAGGAGAACAAUUGGCGACAACCAUGACUAACUUUGCCACUUUAGAGAAUGACUUAGAAAGAUAUCAGAAACCUGGUGGUUUCAACUAUCAGGCAAAAACUCCAACACUGAACCCUUACUCCUCCUUUAAAGUUCAUGUUAAAAGGAAUAGAUCUCCCCAAGAGGGAAUUCAGGACCCCUCAGAGUGGUGGCUCCUCAGGGGCACCUUAGAUACAGCAAGCCCUGCAGUUCCUACAAAACCGUCCUCCAUCAGAGAAGUUCUUUGCCAGCUCCUUUCUUCACUACCCCACUGUGGGGGCUCACAAACCAGAGUCUAUUCCCUCCUGCCUCUCCUCAACAUACAUGCUCUUCCCUCCUAAACACACACACACACACACACACACACACACACUAUCUCAACCCUACAGGAAUUCCCAGAUACCCUAAACAAGUCACUGUGACUCUGAGGGAUUAUUACCUGGGGCUCCAAGCAGAUGAAACUCAACCUGGUAGCUUCUCAGUUGUCAUCCUGAGAAAUCAUAAGCACUAAAUCCUCCAAUCCCUCUGAAUUUGAAUUUGUGGUUUUAACAUUUAAUAGCCUUUUCAGGUAAAAAUAACAAAGACCAAUUUACUGACUUUGUAGCUACACUGUACUUGAAAAGGCUCUUGCUUAAAAAGAAAGGCCAAAGGAAGAAAGGGGGUAAAUUACUAUGGUAGUCAGGUCAUGCACUCUCUGAUGAAGUAAAAUCAAAAGCUAGAGAGGAAGGAAGAGGGAGAGCCAGCUUGCCCCAUCCUUUCAUGACACUGUAGCUCAAAGACUGGAAUCUGCUUGUUAACCAUUGUUAACUCGUAUUUUUAGUCCCAGUUGCUUUUAGCCUCUGUAUAGUUCCUUUUUUAAACACAUUUUCUAUACGUUAAUAAAAGAUCCUAAAGGGAAA